GAUUUGUUUGUAUGUGGUGUAGGAAGUUUCUGGAAUGUCAAAAUCCCCCUGGAGAGGGAUAGAACAAAAAUGUAUGAACCACAAUGGAGGGAGCUCUCUCUCGAGAAAAAGCCCCCUUUUCUCGCCAAAAUAUCUCGUGAAUCCACUGCUGGGUCCAAUGGAUUGAUUCUCGCCUGUUCUUCUCGUUGGGCCACUGCUCAAUCGCUCCAUCAAUCAAUCGCAGUCGAGACGACGAGAGAACAAAGACAAACGGACAUUCACGCGGCGGGGAGGAUCGAUCGAUCGGACAAUGCCGGUGGCCUUACUCCUCUUGCUGCUGCUCGUCUCUUCGUGCUCAUCGUCUUGUCCGGAAGAGCAUGGGUCGAGACAAAUCCAAGGUGUCUCUCGAAAGCUGCUGCAACAAACGCUAACGCCCAAGUAUCCCAGUGAUCGAAGAGCGAUGGUCGGGUCGACGGCGCCCAGCUGCACUUACAACGAGUGCCGGGAUUGCAAAACGGAGUGCCGAGCCGAGCAAGUCCCACUCAAUGGCCGCAAUCCCAAGGAGAGUGCCUAUAGAUACUUGUGUGUCUGUAGGAAGCGACACUAAAUUACUUACAUUUUCAGCAAUGGUUUCAUUUUAAUGUAGGCAAUGUUCAAAGUAUAAAAUCCAGAUUUAAAAUUUAAA
This is a messenger RNA of Selaginella moellendorffii, 664 nucleotides long. Its product is annotated as EPIDERMAL PATTERNING FACTOR-like protein 9. Gene Ontology annotation, biological process: positive regulation of stomatal complex development. NCBI's taxonomy places the organism in Eukaryota, Viridiplantae, Streptophyta, Lycopodiopsida, Selaginellales, Selaginellaceae. The coding region runs from base 290 to 586 and encodes 98 amino acids. The record is from RefSeq and is a predicted model, not a curated record. The transcript is spliced from 3 exons.